ACUAAGUCUCUGGUCACACGUUCAGUGGAGGUUGUGUGUGAGAAAUGGCAGAGUCCCUGUGUGUGUUUACUCUACAGCUGCUGCUUGGUGUCAUUACACUGAGUCUCCUUCAGAUAAUUUCAGCUGAUCACAUAUCUGUGGACCCUGGACAAAACAUCACUCUGCUCUGUAACAUCACUCAUUAUUCAGAGAUAUCAUGGUAUCAGAAGAACUCGACCGUGAGGCAGAUUAUAUCGGCCAAACAAAAGAGACUGGACAAAAAGUUUUAUGUUGACUAUAAUGUGCAGAAGGGUCACUUUGAUAUAACAGAAAUCAACAGUUCAGUGAGUUUAGUGAUUAUUAGUGUUAGAGAGACAGAUCUGGGAUUUUAUUACUGCAAAGGAAAAAACAGCACGACACACACUGAGUUUGGGAAACCCAUCAGACUGAACUUUACAGUUAAUGAUGCCAAUAAGGAGAUUGGUCCUCUAUCUGAGGGCUCGGAUUUACAGCAGCCUGAAAGGAAUGGGACCUCCUGGAUUCCAAAUAUGAUUGUAAUGUGUGUGUGCUCCAUCUCUGUCCUGAUAAACAUUAUCUGCAUGUGUGUGUUCUGCAGCAGGGUGCAUGGAAAAUCAGGAUCAUCAUGCGGCUGCUACGAGCACACCACUGACUAUUUAAUAACUGAAAAGGAAGUGGACCUAUCUGAUUUGACCUCUGUGACCUACACAAGUGUCUCCUGACAGCCCAGAAAACAUUUGCAACAGUUUAGUUUUGUGUAACAUGUAACACUGCACUGUGUGUAAAGGACAAUAAGAAAUAAAUGGCUGAUGCAAGCAAUAUCAAAUAAGUGAAUUCAUGAACUACUGUUUUUAUUUUACCCUAGACAAAAGCCCAAAGCUUUAUAUAAACACAUGGUAGAUGUGUGCAGUUUCUAGCUUUUAUUUCUGUACUUUUUAUAGACCUCCUAAUGCUAAUAGUUGCACGUCCAUUUGCUUACAUGGCUUGAACAUAGUCAGAGGGUAAUGUCGUGGAUAUGUAUGCUUACCGUAGAUGAUAAGUGACAAUAAUAAAAAGAAUUUCCUUUUUAAAAAUUAUUUAGGAAGAGCAGUUGUUUAACAGCAACAUUUACAUGUGUUUUUGUAAAUGUUAAUAAUGUUGCAAGUGAUUUACCUGAAACAUGAAAAUGGGAUGUUGUGAAGAAACUUUACCUAUGUUUAAAAUGUAUU
Messenger RNA from Neoarius graeffei (lesser salmon catfish), 1205 nucleotides. RefSeq lists its product as uncharacterized. Gene Ontology annotation, biological process: response to bacterium. NCBI's taxonomy places the organism in Eukaryota, Metazoa, Chordata, Actinopteri, Siluriformes, Ariidae. The transcript has 5 exons. The record is from RefSeq and is a predicted model, not a curated record. The coding region runs from base 45 to 719 and encodes 224 amino acids.